AUGCUGUCCGCCCUGCGUCGACCUCGGCCGCAUCAUCGUCUCUUUGCCGCGCCAUCACGCCCAAACUCGACCGCGCUACGUUCACCGCAGCCUCGACGCUCACCUUUCGCCAUGACCUCGGACGAUGGCUCGGCAGCCUCGGCCGCCAACAACGCCGCCGCCGCCGCUGCCGGAAGGCGCAGGAUCGCCUCCAUCGGCCGCCAUGUCCAACCCACCCGCCCGCUCACCACGUCGAGCGCAGCGAGCGCAUCUCCCUCGUCUUCUCCAUCGUCGACGCCCAUGCCCAAGGCAGGCACCCCCCUCGGCACGCUCAAGCUCGGCCCCAACGUCAGCAUCCCCGUCUUUGAGGCGCGCGACCCCACGCGCCUCCCAUCGGAACGCCUGCUGCUCAACCUCGACGACCCGCUCGUCCUCGAGCACCUCGAGUUCCUCGGGAAAAAGUGGCAGCUGCGUCAGGACGUCUUCCUCCUCGCCCCACCCGGUCCCUAUGCCCGCCGCCUCAGCCUCACUUUCGCCGCGCUGCUGCAGCUGCCCUACGAGUACAUCUCGUUCCACCGCGACAUUGGCGAGGCAGAGAUGCUCCAGUCCCGCUCCCUCACCGCCGACGGCAGCCUCGUCUUUGUCGACGGGCCCGUCGUGCGCGCCAUGAAGGAGGGCCACCUCCUCAUCCUCGAGGGCGUCGAGAGGGCGGAGCGUGGCGUCACGCCCGUCAUCAACAACAUCCUCGAGAAUCGGGAGCAGAACCUCGCCGACGGCAGCUUCCUCAUCCCCGCCGAAAAGAUCGAGGCGGCGCGAAGCCAGGAGGCCUCCGAGUCGGCCGCCGAGGGCAAGCCCAAGUUGGCCAGCCGCUUCAUCCCCGUCCACCCCAACUUCCGCGUCAUCUCGAUCGGAACGCCCAUUCCGCCGUACAAGGGCCUCCCGCUCGACCCGCCGUUCCGCUCGCGCUUCCAGGCGCGCUGGGUCGAGGGCUCCAUCGACCAGACCGUCGCCCUCGAGCCCACACCGCUCGCCGAGGACCUCUGCCGGCGCUGGUCGAACCUGGCUGCGCUGCUGCGCUUCCACACCACCCUCGCACAGGGCAACGACGUGGUGCCCCCGACGCUUCGCCUGCCCAACCUGCCCACCACCGCCACGUCGCUGCUGCAGGACCUCACCCUUGCCUUUCCGCCGACGCGCGCCCUGCCGCCCAUCGUCGACGAGCAGACCGAGGCCCAGCAGAAGGCCGACAGCAUCGCCGUCUUUGCGCCCGUCAAGCAGAUCAAGUCGGACGAAGAGGCGGCCGCGGCCGCGGCGGCGACACCCGCAGCACCGAUCAUCGCCGCUUCGACGCUGUCGGCCCUCAGCACCGCCUAUCCGCAGAUCUGCGCCCUCGACAAGGACAAGCACCAGACCCUCGGCGAGCUCCUCGCUCAGCUUCGCCUCGAUCAGGGGCUGGGCGUCGCGUCCGAGUCUGCGCACACGGGCGCCGGCUACCUGGGCUACAACGUGGCCUCGAUUGAGCGGGUCGAUGGCAACCGGGCCAAGAUCACCUUCACCAACGCCGGCCAGGGCGCUGCGCCCGUCAGCCUCGAGGUGCCCUGUGGACCCCUGCCUCUGGGACCCAUGCCGCAGCUCGGCGAGACGGUCGGCCAGGACGUUGUGAUCACGCCGCGCGUCCUGUCCAUCUUUACCCGGCUGGUCCAGCUGCACGCUGUCGGCCGCGACAUCUGCCUGGUGCCCGGGUCGCUCGACGCUGCGCCCGUCGCCUCGUCGGCCGAGAUGGCGUCCGCCGCCGCGGCGCACAAGCCCUCGUCGUCGACGACGACGUGCAUUUCGCUCUUCGCCUCGGCCCUGGGCUACGCGUACGAGUCGGUGUGGCUCUGGAAGGACCUGGGUGGCGGCGAGCUGCUGAUGCGCCGCUCGACUGCGCCGGACGGCUCGACGGGCUGGGAGCCCGCGCCCCUGAUCCGGGGCGCGAUGCAGGGCAAGCUGAUCCACCUCGCCGGCGUCGACGUGCUGGGUCCCACGCUGAGCUCUCUCUCGAGGCUGCUCCAGGACCGUGAGAGCGAGCUCUGGAACGGGCAGCGGAUCAGCCUGGGCGGUGCGGGCGGCGGCAGCGGCGGCGGCGAUGCGGCAGGCCAGAGCGCAAGUGGACCCCUCUCGAUCCCGGACAGCUUCCGCGUCGUCCUCACCGCGACCAAGGCGGCUGGCUGGCUCAGCGAGGAGGCGGCCACGCUGUUCGCCACCUGUAUCACCACGCCCAUGGACGAGGCCGAGGAGCGCGAGAUUGUGCUGCGGCGCACGGGCAUCCCCGCCGACUCGGCGGCGCUCAAGCGCCUAUUCGUGUUCGUGCAGCGCUAUCGCCAGCUCAGCUCGGACCCGACGCUGGGCCUGGCCAAGUCGCGCAGGCUGGGGACGCGCCAGGUGAUCCGGAUGGCGUCGCGCCUCACCCUCGAGCGCAGGCGCGACGGCGACGCCGACGAGGAUGACUACGACCUGCACGGCCUCGUGUGGCGCACGCUCCUCGUCGACUUCCUGCCCAGCACGGUGCGCGAGGUCAUCCAGAACCUGCUUCAGGAGUGCAAGAUCCACCCGCCGGGCUCCGAGGGCGCGUUUCGCUACGUGCCCCGGCUGCGCGUCGGCGACCCCGAGGUGCGCGGACGCACGCUCGAGUUCGACGUCACCGACACCAGCGACCGGCCGCACGCGCGCCGCGUCGUGCCGCGCUUCGACGUCGACCGGCUCGACCCGGACGGCGGCGCGGCUCUGGUGCCGGACCUGGGCGGCAGCUUCUACAACAACCCGCAGCAGUCGGCGCUGCUUCUUUCCUUUGCCGAGGACCUCGAGCUGCUGGGCGAGCACCUCCUCCUGAUGGGCAGCCAGGGCACGGGCAAGAACAAGCUCAUCGACCGCACCCUCGAGCUGCUCAACCGGCCGCGCGAGUACAUCCAGAUGAACCGCGACUCGACCGUCGGCGGGCUGCUGCAGCAGAUUGCGCUGGAAAACGGCCAGAUCCGCUACUACGACUCGCCCCUCGUCCGCGCCGUCAAGCUCGGGCGGAUCCUCGUCGUCGACGAGGUCGACAAGUGCUCGACGUCGGUGUCGGCCGUGUUCCGCAGCCUGGCCGAGCGCGGCGAGCUGACGCUUCCCGACGGCCGCCGCAUCCGCCCCGUCGGCAGCCGCGGCGAUCCGAGCGACGUCAUCGUCCACCCGUCGUUCCGGCUGGCGCUGCUCUCCAACCGGCCGUCCUACCCGUUCCUCGGCCAGGACUUUAUCGGCUCGGCGGGCGAGGGCUUCUCGUGCUACGCCGUGGCCAACCCGGACAUUGAGUCCGAGGUGCGCCUGCUGCACGCCGCCGCGCCCUCGGUCGACGUCGACCUGCUGCGCAAGCUCGACGUCGCCUUCCACGACCUGCGCGACGGCUUCGACGCCGGGCUCAUCAACCACCCCUAUUCCCUGCGCGAGCUGCUCCACCUCGUCGCCCACAUGGAGCGUUUCCCAGACGAAAAGCUCAGCGACGUGCUGCUCAACGCGCUGUCUUUCGACCUGCACCGGCCCGAGGCGAUCCGGUGGGUGGUCGAUGCGCUGCGCAAGCGCGGCCUGCCCGUCGACGACCUCGACCUCGAGGCGCUGCGCAACCGCAUCAAGCCCGCCGAUGCGCUCAAGAUCACCUUUGAGGGCAUGGAGGACUACGACCCGAAAAAGGCGGGCCGAUCCACCGACCUCGACAGGCCCAAGGAGGGCAAGGAGGAUCCCAACAACGAGGAACACGUUGGCGGCAACACGUGGCGCGGCGGAACGGGCGGACGCGACACGGCCGGCCUGGGCGGUCGGGGCGGCUACGAGCGGCUGUACAAGGGCCACAAGAUCCACCGGGUGUCCAAAGCGCUCAAGGACGACGUGCCGGACCACAUCAAGAGGCAGGCGCGCGCCAUGGCCCGCGCCGCCCUCGAAAAGCAGCUCAAGGAAAACGGCCUGGCGCCGCACGAGGCCGUCAACAUGCACGAGCUCAACGCCAAGGUGGCCCCCUUUGUGCAGCACCUCGCCAACACCCUCAACGACCUCAAGGCCAACGAGGAGGAGCGCGCCUGGGUCUCGCGCCAGCAGGACGGCGAGCUCGACGAGCGCAGGCUCAGCGAGGGCCUCAUGGGCGAGCGCGCCAUCUACAAGCGUCGCAGCGAACGACCCCCCGAGAUCGGCGCGCCCCAGCUCAAGCCGAAACGCAUCCGGAUCGUGCUUGACGCCAGCGCCUCUAUGUAUUCCAUGCAAUUUGACGGAAGACUGCAGCGGGAGCUCGAGGUGUGCUUGAUGGUCAUGCAAGCCUUUGCUCGCGUCGAUCCAACCCGGUUCGCGCUCGACAUUGUGGGCCACAGCGGCGACAACCACAUGAUCCCGCUGGUGGGGAUCGGCAAGCUGCCGCGCAGCGAGGGCGACCAGUACCGCGUGCUCCGAUCGAUCGUCUCGCACACGCAGUACUGCGAGUCGGGCGACUUUACGCUCAAGUGCAUCGAGCACUCGAUCCGGGACGUCAAGAAGCGUCUUCCCUCGUCCUGGCUCGACGGCGUCCCCACCUCGUCCGACGACGGCGGCGACAUGGACGAAACCGUCGGCCUCGCCGCCAGCGUUGGGAGCGACGAGGGAAAGUGCGACGACCACUUUGUCAUUGCCAUCUCGGACGCCAACCUGGCGCGGUACGGCAUCAACCCGCACACGCUCUCGCGCACCCUCGGCACCGACGAGACGGUCAAGACUGCCGUCCUCUUCAUCGAUAAGGGCAACGAGGCCGUCUACACCGCCAAGCAGCUCCCCGGCAAGGCGUUUGUGGCGCGCGAGAUGAAGGAUAUCCCGCGCAUCCUCUCGACCAUCCUUACCAGCAGCCUCGCCGGUGGAGCCUAG
Messenger RNA from Pseudozyma flocculosa PF-1, 4875 nucleotides. RefSeq lists its product as uncharacterized. Lineage: Eukaryota; Fungi; Basidiomycota; Ustilaginomycetes; Ustilaginales; Ustilaginaceae. Gene Ontology annotation, cellular component: cytoplasm. The record is from RefSeq and is a predicted model, not a curated record. Bases 1 to 4875 code for a protein of 1624 amino acids. Gene Ontology annotation, molecular function: ATP hydrolysis activity; ATP binding. The transcript is spliced from 2 exons.